Molecule: messenger RNA, 2097 nt
Organism: Metopolophium dirhodum (rose-grain aphid)
Lineage: Eukaryota; Metazoa; Arthropoda; Insecta; Hemiptera; Aphididae
Exons: 2
Coding region: 1-2097 (698 amino acids)
Molecular function (GO): nucleic acid binding
Source: RefSeq, a predicted model, not a curated record
AUGGACAAAUUAACUGAUAAAGAGGAACAACGUUUUCAAAGAACCAAGUUCUGUCAAAAAUGUUCAAAACAUUUUAAAAACAAUAAUUUGGUUAAAGUUCGAGAUCACUGUCAUUUUACUGGCAAAUAUAGGCAAUGUCUCUGUCUUCAAUGUAAUUUCGAAAUAACUAGUCCAUCGUUCGUUCCAAUAUUCUUUCAUAAUUUAUCUUAUGAUAGUCACUUCAUAAUUCGGGAACUAGGUUGCGAUGAUAAAGAUAUUCAUAUUAUUCCUAAUUCAUCGGAAAAAUAUAUAUCCUUUAGCAAGGAAAUCGCACCUAGAUUUAGUAUUAAAUUUGUCGAUACAUUCCGUUUUAUGAGUGAGUCGCUAAGUAAACUUGCAGCCAAUUUAUCUGAAGAUAAGUUGAGGUUUAGAGAAACCCUAAAAAUAUUUUCAAUCAAAUCAUUAGAUUUAGUUACACGGAAAGGAGUCUUCCCUUACGAAUAUGUCGAUAGUUGGAGUAAAUUAGACAAUGCUUUUUUACCAUCAAAGCUUGAAUUUUAUAACUCGUUAACAGAUGAACAAAUUAGUGAUGAAGAUUAUAGACAUGCAAAAAAUGUAUGGAAUACAUUUGACGUAAAGACUUUGGGUGAAUAUAGCGAUCUUUAUUUAAAAACUGAUGUUACCAUACUAGCUGACGUGUUCGAAAAUUUUAGAGACAUAUGUUUAUCUACUCUCAGAAUAGAUCCUGCUCAUUAUAUGACUGCCCCUGGAUUUGCUUUUGAUUGUAUGCUUAAGUAUACAAAGGUUAAAUUAGAGAGGUUAAAGGAUUAUAAUAUGUUACUCUACUUCGAAAAAUCAAUCCGAGGCGGUAUUUGUCAAUCAACUAAAAGAUAUGCUAAAGCAAACAUACCAAAUAUUGAAGGAUUGGACUAUAAUUCGAAUGAACCGAUUACUUGGAUUACAUAUCUCGACUGUGUAAAUUUAUAUGGAAAGUCUAUGUUGACAGAACUACCUUUUAAAGAUUUUGAAUGGGUUGAUGAUCUCGACAUAGAUGUAACUAAAAUUUCUGAAGAUUCUGAAGUAGGAUAUAUAUUAGAAGUUGAUAUCGAGUACCCUAAACAUUUACAUAAAACCCAUAAUGAUUUUCCGUUUUUACCGUUUAACGAAUGCCCACCAAAUUCGAAAGUUGAGAAAUUGUUAACUACUCUAUCACCGAAAAAAAACUAUAUUGUACAUUACAAAAAUUUAAAACAAGCGAUUUCUCACGGUCUUAAAUUAGUAAAAAUUCAUCGAGCUAUCCGCUUUUCACAAAAAAAAUGGAUGGCAUCAUACAUUGAGUUCUGUACAAAAAUGAGAGCAGAAGCAAAAAAUGAGUUUGAAAAAAAUUUCUGGAAGUUGUUAAUUAAUAGCGUUUUUGGUAAAUGUAUGGAGAAUGUCCGAGCAAGAACUUCUAUAAAACUGGUUUCAUCAGAAAAAAAAGCGAAUAAACUAAUGACAAAAACUAGUUUUAAAGACAGAACUAUAUACUCUAAAAAUCUCAUGGCUAUUCACCAACAUAAGGAAACUAUUAAAUUCGAUAAGGCAAUUUAUGUGGGAUUUGCAAUUUUAGACGUUUCGAAAACAUUUAUGUACGAUUUUCACUAUAAUGUCAUGAAGAAAAGGUAUGGUACUAAAAUUAGUUCUUUAUAUUCGGAUACUGAUUCCUUGAUAUACGCUAUUCAAACUACAAAUUUUUUCAAUGAUUUAAAAAAUGAUUUAUUACCAUAUUUUGAUACAUCUAACUAUCCCAAAGACCAUUAUUGUUUUAGCGAAUUACAUAAAAGUCAGCCAGGCUUUUUCAAGGAUGAAUUGAAAGGAAUUAUACUUAAAGAAUUCGUUUCAUUAAGACCGAAAUUAUAUGCGUACAAAACUGUAGACGGUACUGAGGAAAAAAAAGCAAAAGGCGAUAAAUUAACUCACAGGGUCAUGAAUUUUAUCCAAUCAAACAAACAUGUUGUUCAAUCGAAAACAAUGAACAAACUUGUUCUAAGCGCUAAUGACGAUAAACGUUAUAUAAAUGACGACGGGAUAAAUACUUUGGCUUAUGGUCACUACAAACUAGAUAAAUUAUAUAAUUAA